Necator americanus (New World hookworm) is the source of this 381-nucleotide messenger RNA. RefSeq lists its product as uncharacterized. The coding region runs from base 1 to 381 and encodes 126 amino acids. Lineage: Eukaryota; Metazoa; Nematoda; Chromadorea; Rhabditida; Ancylostomatidae. The transcript has a single exon. The record is from RefSeq and is a predicted model, not a curated record.
AUGCUAGGAGUAUCCCGUUUCACGCAAGUGAGGGACGGGAUUCGAAGUUCUCUCCUACGUCAGCGAUCGAAGAUUAGAGACGCCGCCGCGUUUGCCAAGGAAAGUAAAAUAAGGUGGGCCGGACACGUGAUGCGCUUUAAUGACAACCGUUGGACCAGAGCCGUGAGCGACUGGGUUCCCCGCGAUAUUAAGCGCACUACAGGAAGACCGCCGACCCGAUGGUCAGAUUUCUUCACGAAGUCCUUGAAAGAAAAAUAUGAUGCUCUUCGUGUCCCACGCGAAAGGAGGAACCACUGGGCUACUCUGGCACGCGAUCGGGACAAAUGGAAGAAUUACUGGCGCCCGCUCGACCAGUUCGAAGAUCAACGGGAGUCAAGGUGA